AUGGACCAGUCUCAGAUUCGGCCUCUCAAAACUCUGAAUCUGAAGAGCCGCCCGCUCACCAACCGUGCUCUCGCCUGGUCAUGCGAUGGCGAGCUCGCCGUCGCAACGGAUGAGAUCAUCUACAUUUUCCUCCCAGAGUACCCGAGGGCGGCAAAGGACGGCGAGCCGGCGGAGCAGGCGGACGUGCCCCAGCACCAGUUCUCAAUCGCCCUCCAGGCAGCGGGCAGCUUUCGCCCGGACGCGCCCAUCAACAGCAGGCUGUGCUCCCUCCACGGCAUUCGCCUCCCGCCCCCAGAGGUGGACAAGGAGCUGAGCGUCUCCCACAUCCCCGGCCGGGAAGUCACGGGCUCGGGGGCGUCGGUGAACCAGGUCGUGCGGGUCGAGUGGUCCCCCAACGGUCUGGGCAGCAACCUGCGCCCUGUGUUGACGGCUUUGAUGACGAGUGGUCAUGUGUUCACGAUAGGAGAGGAGAUUGACGGCGCGGCGGCGGCGGGAUCUGGACGGGGCAGCCGCAAUACCAAGCUGUUCAAGAUAUUAUGGGGUCUUGGAGCCGAGUUACCAUUGCCUGCAGAAGAUCAGGACGGGUCGUACAGGACAAUGGAGGAGCGGAUCACGUCCUUCUCUUGGGCCAAGGAGAUCUCGCAGGGAAGGGCGCUCCUUGCUUACACCACCGAUGAGGAUGAUGUGGUCAUUAUGAGCGUUCAGCGAACCCACUCGGGAGAAAUAUCGUCUUCCUCGUCCGACACGCACCCGGUUUGGCAGAUCCGUGAAGAGGCCAGGUUUGAUUCCCGUGGGCCUCACCAACCUGUUGACUUGAUGGAUCCGGAUUAUGUUCCACACGGCACGGCAUUCUCACUCAAUUGGAGUCCUUGGAUUGAAGAAGGAGAUUCCCAGGUCUCCACACUGUCAUACAUAUCACAUAAUUACGUAGGGUUUCGACGGGUGGCCGUCAACCGCUCGUGGACUCCUGGAACCAACCCAGAAGUAAAGGUGGAGGAAUCAGACACAGCCAGUUUGUGUGUGUUCCUUUCAACAGACGCAUUUGUUGAGUGGGAGAGCAAGACCAUUAUCAAAAGUGGCCAAAAGGUUGCUCGAGGGGUGGUAUGCACCCCCUUUGAGGUAAAGCCCUUCCAGGUCAAUCUCGGUAGCUCUCCAAGCCCGCCUGUGAAGCUGCACCCAACGGCCGAAUGCGGCACGACAUAUCCCCAAAAGUCCAUAUCAAACCCCAUAUCUGACCUUGUCCUCCAUCACCCAGACGCCUCCAACCCAUCCCCAGUUCCAUUAUACACACUCGUCAGGUCCUCUGCCACCUCGGUCAACCAGGAUUGGUGUCAGACAAAUGUACCAGACAGUCUCGGCCAGCUCCCACCUUGGGUAGAAAGGAUCACCAAGCAGACGACCAGACUGAUACCUAGGGAGGCCGCCCCUGAAACCCUGCUGGACGAUUCCGACGAAGAUGAAGACGACAAUGUAGAUGAUCUAUACGAGGACUUCGAAUCCAAGCCAGAUCUCCACCCUUACAGAUACAGGUUCUGGGGGCUGGUGUCAUCCCCAGGCGACGGCUCAACGGCCGCCCUCGUAUCGCAGUACAGCAACUACUACCCUCACAGGCGAGGUUUCUGCAAGCUCCUGUUCGGGAGCAAACCCCCCAGGAAACCCGAAGAGCAGGCCGAAGAACAAGCGCCGCCGGGAGGGCUCACCACGGAAGGAAAGCUGUGGGAGUGGAUGUACGGUGGCGGCGCUCAGGUCCCGGGCGUCACGACAUCCAGCAGCGUCGAUCCCUCGCUCUAUCGCGCUUCCCCUCAGGAUGUCUUCUUCAAAGACCUGAGGGACAACCAGACAUGUGUCUUUUGCGAUUCAAAAUUACAAAUCGACGGCGGUGAGGCGCGGUGCAGUAACAAUCAUACAUUUGCUAAUUGUACGUCUUCCGGUCUUGCCAUAAUGGCUCCCGGCGUAUCGAGAGUGUGCGCAGUGUGUCAAAGACGCUGCUUGAGGGACUCGGAAUUGACCAAGCUUGCAGUGGAACAUCUCGAGCAAGACCCUCUCUCAGUUCCACCAUCCGGAGAUUUGUGUGGUGCCUGCGGUGGCAAAUUCGUUAGCUAG
Messenger RNA from Clonostachys solani, 2103 nucleotides. The record is from the annotation of a GenBank genome assembly. NCBI's taxonomy places the organism in Eukaryota, Fungi, Ascomycota, Sordariomycetes, Hypocreales, Bionectriaceae.